Drosophila subpulchrella is the source of this 2943-nucleotide messenger RNA. It is a transcript of the gene chm, whose product is annotated as histone acetyltransferase KAT7. The coding region runs from base 1 to 2460 and encodes 819 amino acids. Gene Ontology annotation, cellular component: nucleus. Gene Ontology annotation, molecular function: histone acetyltransferase activity; zinc ion binding. The record is from RefSeq and is a predicted model, not a curated record. The transcript is spliced from 8 exons. Gene Ontology annotation, biological process: regulation of DNA-templated transcription. Lineage: Eukaryota; Metazoa; Arthropoda; Insecta; Diptera; Drosophilidae.
AUGGCCUUGGAGUCCGGCAGCAGCAGCUCGGAGUCAGGCAGCUCCUCCACCAGUGGAUCCUCCAGCGGAUCGGAGACGGGCAGCAGUUCGGACACAGAUUCCAGCAGUGCGACGCCCGAGGAGAAGCCAUCCACGAAUUCAUCCGCCAAAUCUCAGACGCAAACGCAACAACAAACGAAUUCCGGGAAUGCACCGAGAAGAAAGCCAGCUCCUCCAGCUGCGGAAGAGAAAUCCAAGGCACCUGCACCGUCCUCCAGCAAAAAGGUGGCCAAUCCCCCGAAAAGCAGACUUUCCAGCGACGACGACGAGGAGGAGGACUCUGCGCCACCAGUCAAGAAGAACGCCCGCUCCCUGGGCAGUUCCACGGUAACGGCGGCAGCUGCAGCCUCGUCGGCCAAAAGAAAACCCCCUACAUCGGCCAACAAACCCAGCAAUCCGGCCAACAAACCGAGCAAUGCAACCAACAAACCCGGCAAUCCUCCCCAGCGUUCGGCUAACAACAACAACAACAGAUCCCUGGAGAAUGGCGAGGGCAAGCGACCGUCGCUCUCCUCCUCAUCGAACAGCACGGAUGACUCCAUGAAGAUCGUCAAGAACGGACGCAAGGUUCCCCUGAAAAUGGCCAGCACGGUAAGGCCCAAACAAGUCAGGGGAAAACUGCCGCCGGCCAAGAAAAACGGCGGAGGACCGGUGAUCAGCAGCGACGGGAGCUCUGGAUCGGAGAGUGGGUCCAACUCGGGCGACGAUUCAAGCUCAGGGAGCGACUCGGAGGGCAGCGACUCCAGCAAUUCCUACAGCUCACAGCCCGUCAAGGGGGGAACCAAAGGCAAACGGAGCGGAGCAACUAAGAUCCAAAACUCUGACAGCGAAGAGGAGCGCAAAGACAAGGCCAAUCCCAUGAGGAAACUCACAAGGUCGCUCAGCAUGCGAAGGACCAAACAGCAGCCCAAACAGGAUACGUAUUCCGAAUCUGAUGGGGACCUGGACGAUGACAAAAUGCUGAUAUCCAAAAGUCCCGCCAAAAAGCCAGCUCCCUCGAAUUUGAAUGCCAGCAAGAGCAAGGUGAAACGAGAAUCCAUUGGAAUCAGCAGUGGAGUCCUGAGCUCCAUUAAGUCCCGACCCGUGUCACCUAUAACGCAAACGGAGAAGAAGUGUCCCAUCGAAGGGUGCGAUUCAUCCGGGCAUCUGAGUGGCAACUUGGACAAGCACUUUCUGUCGGAUGCCUGUCCCAUUUACCACAACAUGUCUGCCUCCGAGUGCAAAGAGCGGGCUAAUGAGAGGAAACUGAGGAAUGAGCAGCGGCUAAAGAUGCCGGUCAACAUUGUGACGGCCCCGGGUAAUCAGCUCACCAAUCUUAAGACCCUCUCGCCCGAGCAACGCGAAUAUCUGGCAAAAAUUCGCGAAUCCAGAGCUAACUUUAGGCCGGCCAAUAGCAAUUUUCUGGACUCCAAGGUGAAGCUCGAAAAAGACGUCCAGGACGAGGACCGAGAACCAAAUCUGUCUGGCCUGGUGCCCGACUAUGAUCUGCAAUUGUUCCGGGAAGCGCAAGCUCAGGCCUCCGAAAGGAUCGAAGACGAACUCAAGGACCUGCCUGUGGGCAAGGGCAUAAAGUAUAUCAGCAUGGGCAAAUACAAGAUGAAGGUAUGGUACCAAUCGCCGUAUCCAGACGAUGCCGCCCGCCUGCCCAAAAUGUAUAUCUGCGAGUUCUGCCUGCGCUACCAAAAAUCAGAGACUGGCAUAAAGCGGCACGCCGAGAAAUGCGUCUGGCGGCAUCCGCCGGGCGAUGAGAUAUACCGCAAGGGAAAACUGCAGGUGUGGCAGGUGGACGGAAAGCGUUACAAGCAAUAUUGCCAGCAUCUGUGUUUGCUGGCAAAGUUCUUCCUGGAUCACAAAACCCUUUAUUACGAUGUAGAGCCCUUCCUUUUCUACAUUAUGACGCUGGCCGAUGUGGAUGGAUGUCAUAUAGUCGGUUAUUUUAGCAAGCAUAUUCCUUUCCUGCAGGAGAAGAAUUCGUUUUACAAUGUUUCCUGUAUUUUAACAUUGCCGCCAUAUCAGAGGAAGGGUUAUGGAAGACUACUUAUCGAUUUCAGCUAUCUGCUGACCCGCGUGGAGGGGAAAAUCGGAUCGCCGGAGAAACCGUUAUCCGAUCUCGGCCUGAUCUCGUACCGCUCGUACUGGAAGGAUGUACUUUUGGACUACCUGUGCAAUCGGUCGGGGAAUACGAUCGCCAUCAAGGACGUUUCGCAGGAAACUGCAAUCUACUCAUAUGACAUUGUGAGCACCCUCCAGGCCUUGGGAAUGAUGAAGUACUGGAAGGGCAAGCACAUAGUCCUCAAGAAGCAGGACGUUCUGGACGAAUACGAGGAGAGGGUAAAGCGGAGAGGUACCUUCCCGAAGAUCGAUGACUCCUGCUUGAGAUGGCAGCCUUUUAUCAAUAUCCAGCCGAGUGCAUCUCCAUAGCCACGUGGUUGGAAGCAUGCCAGAGCAUGCUUUGCGGACGCCGAUGACGAUGACGAAUCCUUGGCCCCGAAUUCCUGACUUCAGAGAUUUUAUUUUUGAGUGAAGUUCUAAGUAACCAACUCUUCAAUCUUCGUCAAUCUUGGUAGCCUCCUGUCCUGAUCACAAAGAUCAGAUGUCAUUUUAUUGCAUUUAUCUCAGCCGAUAUAUGCCUUAGUGUAGAAAAAUUAUUGUAAACCUUUCUUUAAACCGUGAUACAUGAGUAUAUCAAGAUUUACAUCGAUAAGAGGAUGGUUUUUUAGGAUCUUUUGUCUAAACUUUUUAAUAUUCGUUAGUAGAUCUUAAGCCUAAAGUAUUUGUACGUGUCUGUGUCUGUACUUGUUGGUAGUUAAGAAUUGUAGUAAUUAGUGACCUAAGUUACAUAGUGAAAUUCUCAAAACAAAAAAUGCAUAAAAGAUAAGAAAAUAUACUCGGUUUACGAUCAAA